Messenger RNA from Plasmodium gaboni, 849 nucleotides. RefSeq names its product exported protein (PHISTa). Lineage: Eukaryota; Apicomplexa; Aconoidasida; Haemosporida; Plasmodiidae. The transcript is spliced from 2 exons. The record is from RefSeq and is a predicted model, not a curated record. Bases 1 to 849 code for a protein of 282 amino acids.
AUGGAAAGUAAAAAAAAUUGUACAAUUUUAUCUUUGUAUAGUGAAAAUAAGAACCAAAAAGGAACAUUAUGUUAUAUUUCUUUUAAAUUCAUUUGCUUAAGUUUAUAUGUAAUUGGAUUUUACUAUGUUUUUCUAAAUACAUCUUUAGAGAACAAAGGCUUACAAAUUGUUAAUAUUAGAAAUGUAUAUGAACGAAAUUUAGGUGAAGCACAAAAAAAUAGUAACGGACCACAAAGGAAAAGAAAUUUAAAACUUAAAAAUGAAGAUGUAAAUAAAACAAAAUCUAAUGGAAAUAUUAAAAGUAAUGAAGAAAAAGUAGAGGAAAAUAAAGAUUGUACUAACAAUGAUAUGAAGAAUGAUAAUGUGGAAAAUAAAAGUAAUAGUUCUAUGAAUAAUAUAAAUUAUAAUGAUAUGUCAAAAACUUUAACAGAAAAGGAAUUAUUUGAUGUUUUAAAUUCAUUUGAAGAAUGCCCCGCAAAAGAAAAUCUUAGAAAUAUAUGGAAUCAUGCAGUUGGUAUUGCAAAAGAAGGUGUUGAUGAUAUACAGAGAGAGUUAAAGGGAUUAAUACAAAAAUAUUUAGAUAAUGAUGUUUGUGAUGAGAGGGGAGAUUGGCUAUAUGAAACUAUUUGGAAACGAAAUCUUUUUAGUUUUUGUGAUAAAAUAUCAACUGAAGAGGUAAAAUACACUAAAAACUUUUAUAACUUAAUUAAUGGUAAACAUACAAUUGAUGAUAUAUUGAAAUUUAUUUAUUCGUUCUUAGAACAUUUUAAGACAUUAAAAAAAGAAUUACACCAAAAACACCAUAAGGAACUUCUUGAAAGUAUUGCGCAAAACGUACGUUCAUUUUAA